This is a messenger RNA of Solenopsis invicta (red fire ant), 855 nucleotides long. RefSeq lists its product as uncharacterized. The record is from RefSeq and is a predicted model, not a curated record. Lineage: Eukaryota; Metazoa; Arthropoda; Insecta; Hymenoptera; Formicidae. The transcript has 2 exons. Bases 323 to 727 code for a protein of 134 amino acids.
GUCUUAUCGCUUUCAUAAAAAAAAUUUGAAUUUACAUGUUGCAUUCGUUCAGAUCGAGAAGAUUCACGUUUCUUUUCUUGCGAUAGUGACGUACAAUUCCUCUUAUUAUCAUCUAUCAGCGACACACUUGCGUGGGCUGCAUGUCACCACAUCACAAUUCUAUAUACAUUCAUGUAGUCCUAUAGAUGUUAAUCUAAUAAGUACGAUCUUUAUCUUCAUUUAUUUAUGCGCAGUAGUUCGAUCAUCAAGUUUUUUUCUUAGAAUAAUUUCUUUCGUUAAUUCUUUUGUAUUAUGAUAAUUAGAUGUAAAAAUUAAUGUAAUUAUGUCCCAGGAAGAGAAGGACGUAAAUAAAGCUUUUGAAGAUUUAUUAUUCGCGGAGGAAUUUGCACAGAAGUUGGGCUACGAUAAAGGGUACGAAAGUGGCAAGGAGCAGCUGCUGAAAGGAUACCACCUUGGGUACCACAGGGCUAGUAUAAUUGCUGCACAAUUAGGAUACUACAGCGGAGUAUUAGAGCAUUAUUUACAGAAUAAAGAUGCCAAAUGCGAAAAAGCGACGGCGAUAGCAAAGAAACUCUUGGAAGAUAUUCGCAGUACUCUGCCCAACCAUCAGGAUGACAAUUUAGACAUUCUGAAAGCUGUGGAAACUAUCAAGUUCAAAUACGCUCAAUUCUGUUCGCUAGCAAAAAUUAGUUUGUUGUAUCCAGAAACAGAUAGACUUGAAUUUUAAUGCGACGACGAUGGCAGAAUAUAAUCGGCAUUUCGAGAAAGCAUUGGACUUUAUUAAUAUCUAUCAGGAAUUAAUAGAUUGUCAUCUAGUUGAUUUUAUUACCGAAGGAUUAUGGGAGAAGUGCUUAC